Molecule: messenger RNA, 1137 nt
Organism: Penicillium malachiteum
Lineage: Eukaryota; Fungi; Ascomycota; Eurotiomycetes; Eurotiales; Aspergillaceae
Exons: 6
Coding region: 1-1137 (378 amino acids)
Source: RefSeq, a predicted model, not a curated record
AUGAGUGAGUUUGCGACAGAGGCAUUCACUCUUUUAGGAGUGGCCAUUGUGAUUAUUGGUCUUAGAACCACAGCUCGAUGGGUCAUGGUCGGACCUAAGAACUUCCAAGCAGAUGAUUAUUUUAUGCUAGUGGCUUGUGUGGUGUAUGGACUCGAAACAGCAGCCGCAUAUAUGGUUGGUGCGUGGUUUGAGGGUCUCGCGAACAAUGCCAUGACAGACAAAGAAAGAGAAACGCUCUCACCAGAUUCAAAAGAAUAUCAUUUGCGGGUUGGUGGAUCCAAGACCCAAGUGACUGGUUGGUCCCUUUAUACGCUUUUGUUAUGGCUAUUGAAGACAUGCAUGGCCAUUUUCUAUUCUCGAUUGACAGCUGGUCUGAUCAAUAUGCGACUUCGAAUUCACAUUGCCUACGUCUUGAUCGCCGUGAGCUAUGUUGCAACUAUCUGCUCGAUUCUCUUUGGCUGUCGCCCAUUGAGCAAGAACUGGCAGAUUAACCCAGAUCCGGGUAACCACUGUCAGCCUGCUGUGUCGAAAAUUGACAUUUACGUGACUGUUGUUCUCAAUGUGGCGACUGAUAUUUACCUGAUCAGCAUUCCUGCGCCCAUGCUUUUCAAAGCCCGUCUUCAUUGGCGCGAGAAACUCGAACUCCUUAUCCUCUUCAGUGGUGGUCUCUUCGUCAUGAUGUGUGGUAUUCUGCGCUGCGUUCUAAUUCUAACAGCCGGAGCAAAUGGCGCCGAACAAGCAGGCAGCUGGGCCUGUCGCGAAACCUUCGUCGCUGUCGUAAUCGGCAACGUCCCAAUGAUCUACCCUCUCCUCCGUCGUCUCGCCCGUCGCGCGGGAUUAUACCUUACCACAAAAUCCGGUUCACAAAGCUAUCCCGCCUACCAAUUAUCCGAAGGAGACGCAAGCGGCUAUGUGAAGCGCAAGAAGUUCCGACACCCACUUUCAAUCCCGGCUACAACACAGUGGAAUACUGUUAGUGACGAGCAGAUGAUUUUACCGACUUCGAGACAACAGCCUCCUACAUGUACGGCUGGUGAAGGGGACUGGGAUGCAAUAAGCCAAGGGAGCCAUAAUGGAGGGAUUAAAGUGGUUCACGAGACGAUUGUACACAGCGCGGAAAAAGAUUCGGGAUUAUAG